ACACUCCACACGUGCGAUCGUGGCACCCGCGAACUCGCCAGAAUCCCUCGAAACUCAAAUCUCUCCAGCAAGCGACCGGAACUUCCAUUAUUUCUCCAUUAAUUUUUGGUUCUCCGUAGGGUUUUCAAUACCUUUUCUUCUCUUUUACCUCUCAAUGUUUUGCUUUGUGGCGAAAAUAUCUUCGUUUUCGUUUGUAUCAGCAAAAUAUUUCUCUAAUCCCUGUUGCCUGGAGUCUGUUCAUGCGGUUUGAUGAUGGGGACGGAGUCUCGCCGGGAGAUGGUGACCGCCAGGCGGCCUUGCUUCUAUACUUUCUAUUCCUCCACACUUUCUUCAGAACGACUGAAACUUCCUUCGAAAUUUAUCAGAUACUUGGAAGAAAUCAUAGUUCGAUCAGUUACACUUAUUGGUCCUAGCGGCCAAACUUGGCUUGUUAACUUGCUCCAGCAGAAUGAUGACUUGUUCUUCUGUGACGGAUGGCCAACUUUUGCACGAGAUCAUGCCCUAGAUUGCGGUGAUUUUUUAGUUUUUAGAUAUGAUGGCGAGUUGCAUUUCACUGUGCAAAUUUUUGAUGAGAGUACAUGUGAGAAAGAAGGUGCAUUUCAUUCUCAAUGCAGUCAAGAUAACACAGGUCAUAAAAGAGACAGGGAGGAGGACAAUUCAUCCCCACAAACAUGCGCGGAAGCUGUGGCGAAGAAAAUGAGGAGCAUUUUUGAUGUUCAUUCAGAAUGCAGGGAGAACCUAGCGGCCAUAAGAACUGUGGAGGUUCAUAAAAAUGGAACGGGUCCGAAUGGGAUCAGUAAAGUUGAUGACGUAACUACGCAAGAUAAAAUUCUGGCCUUAUCACUAUCAUUUCAGGAUGAGAAGAACGUUUCCGAGUCCUUUAGCUCCAAUUUUCCAUAUUUUGUGAGAAUCAUGAAAAGCUUCAACGUUCGUGGUUCAUACACAUUGAAUAUCCCUUAUCAAUUUUCUAUGGCACAUCUUCCUAGCUGCAAACUGAAGUUGGUCCUUCACAAUUUGAAAGGGGAAUCCUGGACAGUGAAUUCUGUUCCUACAACAAGAGUGAAUACAAGUCAUACUCUUUGUGGAGGAUGGAUGGCCUUUGUGCGUGGGAAUGAUGUCAACAUGGGAGAUAUAUGUGUUUUUGAACUUGUUCGGCAUUGUGAAUUGCGUGUUCACAUUUUCAGGGUUGGAAAGGAAAUCUCUGAGGAUCAAAGUGGAAAAGGAACUUUGAAUAGGCUAGGUGCUGGCCAUGCAGUAAUUCCUCGUAAAGCUCUCAAAGGUUUGCCAAAGAAAAUGAAUGGCAACUCUCUUAAAGUUCAUUCAAAACGCUCCAAAAGGAUUGAAAUACAUGAUAAAAAAUGUUUGAACUCUUGGCAAGAACCCUUCUGCAAUGAUGCUAGGAAACAUUCUAGUGCGAAAAAGGUAUCCACUAAAGUCAUGGUUUGUUCUCAAUCAAAAAAGCCGUCUAAGCGUUUGGUUAAUCGGAGAACCAGUGUCAAAGGCGAUCUUGUAUUACCAGCUAGACUUGGUUUGCGAGCAAUGGUAGCACGUGACGAAGAAAGAGCAGCUAAAUCAUUUGUUUCUGUUUUUCCAAGUUUUGUCAGAAUCAUGAAAAAGUUCAACACAAGUGGUUCAUAUACUUUGAAAAUUCCGCAUCAGUUUUCUUCAGCACAUUUCCCUAACAGCAGAACUGAGAUUAUACUUCAUGGUCCAAAUGGGGGACGUUGGAUUGUGAACUCAGUACCAGACUCAAUGGGGCGAAUGAUGCAUACCUUUUGCGGUGGUUGGAUGUCGUUUGUUCGUGACAACGGUAUCCAGAUGGAGGAUAUCUGUAUAUUUGAACUUAUUGGCAAGUGUGAAUUGCUGGUUCAUAUAACCGGAGUCGGGAAGAAAGGGUUUGACCUCAGCAGUGAAGUCACAACUUGCAGUGAAUUAGCUAUUGUACCGACGACAAGCAAUGAUCCAUCUCGGUAAGCUGCAUGUCAGUCAGGCGCCCUUGUAGGCGGCUCCAAAUGCGAAAGAAAUUUCGAGGGGUGUGCAAAUGAAAAAUAAAUUUGAAGUUAUUUUCUA
Cucurbita moschata (crookneck pumpkin) is the source of this 2070-nucleotide messenger RNA. Its product is annotated as B3 domain-containing protein Os11g0197600-like. The transcript is spliced from 7 exons. Gene Ontology annotation, molecular function: DNA binding. The record is from RefSeq and is a predicted model, not a curated record. The coding region runs from base 250 to 1974 and encodes 574 amino acids. NCBI's taxonomy places the organism in Eukaryota, Viridiplantae, Streptophyta, Magnoliopsida, Cucurbitales, Cucurbitaceae.